AUGGCAAUUGCGAAGGCCGUAGAGGACGUGGAUGGACCGAUGACGGCAGAGUUGGCCGCCGCCGUCGCCGUCUCAGCAAACGACCAGAGUGCCUGCCGAAAGCUCCAGACCACGUGCUUACCGCAGUCCCUCGAGGCUCGACCGCUGGGAAACGGCGCGAACAACGGAUCUUCUAAGAACAUGGCACAAUCCACCGGACACGAUGCAGAGAGGCGGGAUCGGCUGGUGGAAUAA
Coniosporium apollinis CBS 100218 is the source of this 234-nucleotide messenger RNA. RefSeq lists its product as uncharacterized. The transcript has a single exon. NCBI's taxonomy places the organism in Eukaryota, Fungi, Ascomycota, Dothideomycetes. The record is from RefSeq and is a predicted model, not a curated record. Bases 1 to 234 code for a protein of 77 amino acids.